AUGUAUGAAAAUGACAGAAGUGUGUUUGACCAAUGUAAUACAUCAUUAAGCAAUACUAGCAAACUUUUAUUCAGUUGCGAUGAUCCAAAAGCAUUGAAAUAUUUUCCUGUGGUAUUUGCCGAAUUUACAGCAGACCCAAAUUCGCUGAAGUUUAAAGAUGGAAAGAAGUAUUAUUUUAUUGGUAAGUAAUAGAAAGUCAAUUUUACAGGACUGAGGGACCCAAAUUAUGGGCUGAAGUUUGGAGGGGGGAAGAAGUGUUAUUUUAGUGGUAAGUGAUGAGGAGUCGCAUUUACCUUAAAGUUUCCACAGUGGUGACUCCCUGAGAGUUAAACGAACCAAGUUCUGUUUCUCUAUAUCACAUAAAAAAUUAAUGCAUGAUCAGUGAUGUUGAGUUUUAUGUACUUAUCAUGUAAAAUUGUGAUGCCCAAUCUAAAAUCAUUUGAGUCCCAGUCCAAACACCAAUGAUUUUACUGUAGUAUCAUGUAUUGUAGCUACUUCUGGGCCUCUUUUUUUUAUAAGAUUGCUCUCUUGACUAACUUACUAACUAGGUUUUAUUACGCUACAUGUAUAUUACAUAAAAGGAUAUUGUUCAAAAUCAUCUCCAUGUCAAGUCAACAAUUGUUUUGUAUGUUUCCUCAUUGUUUGUCUGUUGUAGGGACAUCUGAUGGCACAUAG
Porites lobata is the source of this 675-nucleotide messenger RNA. Lineage: Eukaryota; Metazoa; Cnidaria; Anthozoa; Scleractinia; Poritidae. The record is from the annotation of a GenBank genome assembly.